UUUCGAGAAGAGAUCACCACCCCGUUCUAAACCCUAGAGCUCCAUCAAUGGCGAACCACGGGGUCCUCCUCGCUCUCCUGCUCCUCCUUCCACUGCAUUGCUUCUCCUUCUCCGAAGAGAACCCCACGGAUCGCCGGAUCUUGGUCCUCGUCGACGAUCUCGCUAUCAGAUCCUCUCAUUCCAUCUUCUUUAAGUCCCUUGAGACUCGCGGUUUCGAUCUUGAUUUUAAGCUCUCCGAUGAUCCCAAACUCACACUCCAGCGCUAUGGACACUAUCUCUACGAUGGGCUUGUUCUCUUCUCCCCCUCGACCCAGCGGUUUGGUGGAUCGGUGGACAUGGCGGCGAUUCUUGACUUCGUUGACGCUGGGCAUGAUCUGAUUUUAGCUGCUGAUUCUUCGGCUUCCGAUUUGGUCAGAGGGAUUGCUACGGAGUGUGGUGUUGAUUUUGAUGAGGAUCCGGAAGCGGUGGUCAUUGAUCAUACUAGCUAUGCGGUUUCUGAGACUGAGGGAGAUCAUACUUUGAUAGCUAGUGAUAGUUUCAUCAACUCAAAUGUGAUUUUGGGGGACAAGAAAAUUGAGGCACCUGUAUUGUUCCAGGGAAUAGGUCACUCACUGAAUUCUGCUAAUAGUCUGGUCUUGAAGGUUCUUUCAGCCUCUCCAUCAGCAUAUUCAGCCAAUCCAAAGGCUAAGUUGUCCAGCCCACCGUCUCUCACAGGAUCUGCAAUAUCUCUGGUUUCUGUUGUGCAGGCAAGAAAUAAUGCUCGGAUACUUAUCUCUGGAUCCUUAGCUCUAUUCAGUAAUCGCUUUUUGAGAUCUGGUGUGCUGAAAGUUGGAAGCUCUGUGAAAUAUGAGAAAUCUGGCAAUGAGCAAUUUGUGACUGAAAUCAGCAAAUGGGUCUUCCAUGAAAGGGGCCAUCUUAAGGCUGUAAAUGUCAAGCAUAACAAAGCUGGGGAAAAAAGUGAGCCUGCAAUCUACCGAAUUAAUGAUGAUCUGGAAUACUCCUUGGAGAUCUAUGAGUGGUCUGGAACCAGCUGGAAACCCUAUAUAGCUGAUGAUGUUCAGGUUCAGUUCUACAUGAUGAGUCCUUAUGUACUGAAAACAUUGUCCAAUGAUCAAAAGGGCCUUUAUUCGACAUCAUUCAAGGUUCCUGAUGUAUAUGGUGUCUUCCAAUUUAAGGUGGAGUAUCAAAGGCUUGGGUAUACAAGCCUGUCUUUGGCCAAGCAGAUUCCUGUUAGACCUUUUAGACACAAUGAGUAUGAGAGAUUUAUCCCGGCAGCCUUCCCAUAUUACGGGGCAUCGUUUUCUACUAUGGCUGGUUUCUUCAUCUUUACAAUUGUCUACCUUUACAAUAAGUAGUAGCUGCAGCUUGCUGCUGGAGGCUUGGUCAAGACUGUUUUUUCAGGGCGCAUGAGUAUUCCAUUAGGCAAAUUAGAACUUGGAACCAGUAAAGCAAUUAGAGAACGCCAGAUGAAGUUUUGCCAUCUAGUUACCAUUUGAUAUUGCUACUCAUUGUUUUUUUUUUGUUCUCUCGGAAUUCUAUGAAAUACAUAAAUAGAUGUCUUAAUUUAAUUUCAGAAGCUAGUUAUGUUGGGCCAA
This is a messenger RNA of Dioscorea cayenensis subsp. rotundata (Guinea yam), 1595 nucleotides long. RefSeq names its product dolichyl-diphosphooligosaccharide--protein glycosyltransferase 48 kDa subunit. Lineage: Eukaryota; Viridiplantae; Streptophyta; Magnoliopsida; Dioscoreales; Dioscoreaceae. Gene Ontology annotation, cellular component: oligosaccharyltransferase complex; endoplasmic reticulum membrane. The coding region runs from base 48 to 1355 and encodes 435 amino acids. The record is from RefSeq and is a predicted model, not a curated record. The transcript has 13 exons.